This is a messenger RNA of Stegodyphus dumicola, 924 nucleotides long. It is a transcript of the gene Wdr59, whose product is annotated as WD repeat domain 59. Lineage: Eukaryota; Metazoa; Arthropoda; Arachnida; Araneae; Eresidae. The record is from RefSeq and is a predicted model, not a curated record. Gene Ontology annotation, biological process: cellular response to amino acid starvation; positive regulation of TORC1 signaling. Gene Ontology annotation, cellular component: Seh1-associated complex; vacuolar membrane. Gene Ontology annotation, molecular function: signaling adaptor activity; protein binding.
ACAUCUAAUCUCUCUGUGUUUUGAUCGAUAAAAGUGUGAUGAUUUGUAAAUACUGUUACAAUAACAUCCUCUGAUAUUUCAGAAACUGAAAUUAUGAAGAACAUGGCCACAAUUUGGGGAACCGAUAAUGUUGUUGCAGAUCACAGAGAUUUACAGGCGAAUACAAUGGCUGUGGACAGUUUAGGUCAAUAUGUUGUCUUAGCCGGGCGACGACAUAUGGGCAUUGUGCAUCUAGAUCAACCGAAUGUUGUUAUACACAAAACCAAUAGACAUAGCAAAUGGGAUGUGACAACAGCUGAAUGGAGUCCGCAUCAAAACGAAUGUUUUGCUUUAGCAUGUAAUCAGAGAGCUGAACUGUAUUCUUGGGGUAAAGCAGACUUCACUCAGACUACCUCUCUGAAAUCUCACACUCGUGCCAUUAGUGAUCUAAACUGGUCCAUUUUCGACAGCCAUGUUCUAGCCACAGCCUCUAUAGAUACUUUUAUUUAUCUCUGGGAUAUCAGAGACUCAAGAAAACCAUCCAUUUCUCUUUCAGCUGUUGCGGGUGCUUCUCAAGUGAAAUGGAAUAAAUUGCAAUCUCAUAUGCUUGCAACGUCACAUGAAGGAGAUAUCAGACUGUGGGAUACUAGGAAAGGAACAAGUCCUGUACAGUAUAUAACUGCUCAUUUGCUAAAAAUCCAUAAUAUUGAUUGGUGCCCGCAUGAUGAAAAUGUGCUUGCAACAUCUAGUCAAGAUUGUACAGUUAAAUUUUGGGAUGUUACUAUUCCACAGAAAAUGGAUUAUAGUUUGCAAGUUCCUUGCCCAGUUUGGCGAGCUCAAUAUACAGUAAGUUAAACAAAUUCUGAUGCUACUUCUCUUUGUUUUCCUUACAAAGAGUACAUUCAUGUGGCAAUCAAUUCUGUAUGAAUAAAACAUAUUUUUGCA